UGGCGACGGGGAGGGGGGACUCGGCCGCUCGCCCCCCCCUCCCCCAGUUCACCGUUCGGGCGGGUGGCAGCGGCCGGAGCUGCGUGCGGGGAAGGAGCCGGCCCGGGCCGGGAAGGGCCUGGAGGUCACCGAACCCUCCCUGGGAGUCCGUCCCGUCCCGUCCCGGCUCCGGCGCUGAUUUUGUCGCACUGAAAGUGUCCUGUCCCCUGUCACUCCGCUCUGCUCUCCCGCCGUGCCCCGCCGCCAGCCCCGCUGACACCUGUGGGAGGUGCGGGAGGCACCGUCCGGGCCGGGUGGGCAUCCUUAACCUCCCCACCUCUCUCCGUGAAGACCCGGACACCGGGCAGGAGAUCCCCCGGGAGCAGCCGGGUGUUGGGGCACGGGGGGUCUCCCUGACCCCUCCCGGGAUCAACGGGGGUUGUGUUGUCCUGCACCGCUGACACCCGGAGCAGAGGCGGUGGUGACACAUCAUGUGCCGGGCGCAAUCCCGGUGGAUGAAGGAUGCCCCCGGGAGCUCUCGGUAGGCACCGAAGGCCUCAAACUUUUAUAGGCGAAAGCGAAGACGCAAGAAUUGUUUGGGAAAACUCCUUCAAGGAAACUUGCUUCCAGCUCCCCAACGGCUGAACCCCCGCCUCGGCCCGUGCUCCGGGGGGAGCGCACACCUUCCCACCCCGGCUGGAACCGUGAGCUCCUAGGCAUGGAAAGUCACGAGAGGGACUGGGAGCUGCUCUGGUUCCACGGGGUGGCCUGACGGGCCCGGAGAUGACCUAAGUCUGUAGGAUCAAACUGGGCCCAGCCAAGGCCAGCUGACUGGGAAGUGCCCCCGGUAGCGGGACCGGGUCGGAAGCAACGCGAGUCCCGAACUGAGUGUGUCCCGUCACAGAUUUAUGUUCUUUUUCAAAGACAUUCUGGAUCCAGGCCGGGAUCUUUUGGCAUCCAAUUGACCUGGAAGCAGCUCUUAGGUUUGGUUUUUCUUUUCUUUUUUUUUCCUUCUUUUUUUUUUCUUGGUUGUUUUUUUUUUAUUAUUAUUAUUAUUCAUGUUUGUACAAUCUUCUGGAUAUUUUUUUCCCGAGAAGGAGUAAAAAGGGAGUGUUGGAAACUUAACAAAACAAGGAUUAAAGCCUUGAGCGCUUAAGGAAAAAAAAAAAAAAAAAAAAAAAAACAGGUUAAGGAACUUAAUCCAGGAUGGAUCUGCAGGAGCCCCAGCAGCUGGGAAUGUUUGCAGAGAGCGAGCUGAUGUCGGUGGGCAUGGACACGUUCAUCCACCGCAUCGACUCCACCGAGGUCAUUUACCAGCCCCGGCGCAAACGGGCCAAGCUCAUCGGCAAGUACCUCAUGGGAGACCUGCUGGGAGAGGGCUCCUACGGCAAAGUCAAGGAGAUGCUGGACUCAGAGACCCUGUGCAGGAGAGCCGUCAAGAUCCUGAAGAAGAAGAAGCUGCGCCGGAUCCCCAACGGGGAGGCCAACGUGAAAAAGGAGAUCCAGCUCCUGCGGAGAUUACGGCACAAAAACGUCAUCCAGCUGGUGGAUGUGUUGUACAACGAGGAGAAACAGAAAAUGUAUAUGGUGAUGGAGUACUGUGUGUGUGGGAUGCAGGAAAUGCUGGACAGUGUCCCAGAAAAGAGGUUUCCAGUGUUUCAGGCUCACGGGUACUUUUGUCAGCUUAUAGAUGGCUUAGAGUACUUGCACAGCCAAGGGAUUGUCCACAAGGAUAUAAAACCUGGGAACCUCCUGCUAACAACCAAUGGGACACUAAAAAUAUCUGAUUUAGGAGUAGCAGAGGCAUUGCAUCCGUUUGCAGAGGACGACACGUGCAGGACGAGCCAAGGGUCGCCAGCAUUCCAGCCCCCAGAAAUUGCCAAUGGCCUUGACACCUUUUCAGGCUUUAAAGUCGACAUCUGGUCUGCAGGGGUGACACUAUACAACAUCACAACGGGUCUGUACCCUUUUGAAGGGGAUAAUAUCUAUAAAUUAUUUGAAAACAUCGGGAAAGGCGACUACACAAUUCCAGAGGAUUGUGGUCCUCCACUCUCAGACUUAUUGAGAGGAAUGCUUGAAUACGACCCAGCCAAGAGGUUCUCAAUACAGCAGAUAAGGCAGCACAACUGGUUUAGGAAGAAACAUGCUCAGGCAGAGGCGCUGGUGCCCAUCCCUCCCAGCCCUGAGACAAAGGACAGGUGGAGGAGCAUGACGGCGGUGCCUUACCUGGAGGAUCUGCAUGGCUACAAUGAGGAAGAGGAUGAUGACUUGUAUGACAUUGAAGAUGAUAUCAUCUACACUCAGGACUUCACAGUACCAGGACAGGUGCCUGAGGAGGAGGAGGCCGGGCAGAACGGGCAGAGCCGCGGCAGGGGGCUGCCCAAGGCCGUGUGCAUGAACGGGACGGAGCCGGGGCAGCUGAGCAGCGCCAGGGCCAAGGGCGAGCGCCGCGCCAGCGCCUCCUCCAACCCCUCCCGCAAGGCCUGCUCUGCCAGCAGCAAGAUCCGCAAGCUCUCCACCUGCAAGCAGCAGUGAGCUCUGCCCAGCAUCCCUGGGCCCGGGCCAGCCUGUGUCCCCCUCCUUGCCCCAGCUCUGCCUCUCUCCUGGGACUGGACUGUGCUUGCAAUCCAAAAGGAAACCAGAAGAAACCAACCAAGGAGCCCCUCCGUUCCUUCCCUGCCCGCACCCCCUGCUCCGGCCAGCGCCAGGACACGAAGCUGCAGUGGCCACACCUCCUCCCUGCCCAUCCCAUCGGACACCUGGGAGUUGAACUCUGCGGCUGCCGGGACGCUGCCCCCUUCCCCCCGAUCACUCUUUGCCAAUCAAGACACUGAUUCUGUUUUUAAUUUUGCGAUGGGAAGGGUGGGAUGAGGGGUCAAGGGGCCCCCUGGCCGUGUAGAGUCGUGCAAAGCCAUUGCCGUGCACUUUAUGUUUUAGACUACUGUUAUAUAUUAUAUAUUUUCCUCUCUCUUUUUUUUUUUUUUGUUUUAAUUUUGUUUGUUUUUUGUUUUGUUUAUAUUUGCGGUAUAUUUAGAGAUUCCUACACAUCGUGAUGUGUUAAAAUAAACCAGAUGAGGAAAAAAAACCAAAAAAAA
Melozone crissalis (California towhee) is the source of this 3074-nucleotide messenger RNA. It is a transcript of the gene STK11, whose product is annotated as serine/threonine kinase 11. The transcript is spliced from 10 exons. Gene Ontology annotation, cellular component: cytoplasm; nucleus. Gene Ontology annotation, biological process: DNA damage response; protein phosphorylation; positive regulation of vesicle transport along microtubule. Gene Ontology annotation, molecular function: protein kinase activator activity; protein serine/threonine kinase activity; ATP binding. Bases 1186 to 2514 code for a protein of 442 amino acids. The record is from RefSeq and is a predicted model, not a curated record. Lineage: Eukaryota; Metazoa; Chordata; Aves; Passeriformes; Passerellidae.